This is a messenger RNA of Mesitornis unicolor (brown roatelo), 1575 nucleotides long. RefSeq names its product poly (ADP-ribose) polymerase 2 (gene PARP2). Lineage: Eukaryota; Metazoa; Chordata; Aves; Mesitornithiformes; Mesitornithidae. The coding region runs from base 1 to 1575 and encodes 524 amino acids. Gene Ontology annotation, molecular function: NAD+ poly-ADP-ribosyltransferase activity. The transcript is spliced from 10 exons. The record is from RefSeq and is a predicted model, not a curated record. Gene Ontology annotation, cellular component: site of double-strand break.
AUGGCCUCCAAGCGCCAUGCGUCCCACUUGAAGCAGCCACAUGGCAGUGGCAAGAAAGCCAAGGGGGAAGAGAAGGAUAACACCUGGAACUCCACCUUGGCAGCCCUGAAAACUGCCCCCACGGAGAAGCCCCCUGCCACCAUCGAUAGGCUGUGCCCCCUCAGCACGGUGCCAGGCGCCCAGGUCUACGAGGACUAUGACUGCACCCUGAACCAGACCAACAUCAGCGCCAACAACAACAAGUUUUACACCAUGCAGCUCCUCGAGAACGAUGGUGCCUACAGCAUCUGGAUCCGCUGGGGCCGCGUGGGGGAAGCGGGCCAAUCCAAGCUUAUGCCCUCCACCUCCCUGGACACCGCCAAGAAGGACUUUGAGAAGAAGUUUUGGGAGAAGACCAAGAACAAAUGGGCAGCUAGGGACAACUUUGUGACCCAGCCGGGCAAGUACACCCUCAUCGAGGUGCAGCCAGGGUCUGAGCAGGAGGUGGAGGCUGUCCUCAAGGUGGAUGGUGUGGACGGGGACAAGGUCUGCAAGCAGCGGGUGCUGCCCUGUACCUUGGACAAAGCCACGCAGGACCUGGUGUCCCUCAUCUUCAGCAAUGACAUGUUCCAGGAGGCCAUGCAGACCAUGAAUAUCGAUGUGAAGAAGAUGCCACUGGGGAAGCUAAGCAAGCAGCAGAUUGCAAGGGGCUUUGAGGUGCUGGAGGAGCUGGAGGCAGUGCUGCAGGAACAGCCCCCUCAGACUCCCCGUCUGGAGGACCUCUCCUCCCGCUUCUACACCAUCAUCCCCCAUAACUUUGGGCGGACACGACCACCCCCCAUAAACUCCCCUGACCUGCUGCGUGCCAAGAAGGACAUGCUGCUGGUGCUGGCAGACAUCGAGUUGGCACAGAGCUUGCAGGCACAGAAGGUGAAGGAGGAGGAAGAGGAGGAAGUCACGCAUCCGCUGGAUCAGCGUUACAGCCUGCUCUGCUGCCAGCUCUCCCUGCUGGACCUGGCUUCCCGGGAAUACCAGCUGAUUCAAAACUACGUGGCGCAGACCGGGCACAAACUCCGCAUCCUCAACAUCUGGCAGGUGGCCCGAAAUGGUGAGGAUGAGACCGCCCUCCUGGAGCACCGGCGGCUGCUUUGGCACGGCACCAAUGUGGCGGUGAUUGCAGCCAUCCUGAAGAGCGGGCUGCGCAUCAUGCCCCACUCGGGUGGGCGCGUGGGCAGGGGCAUCUACUUUGCCUCUGAGAACAGCAAAUCAGCCUGCUAUGUGGGCCGCACUUCCAAGAACGUCGGCAUCAUGUUCCUGACGGAGGUGGCCCUGGGCAAGCCCUACCGCAUCACCUGCGAUGACCCCACUCUGUGUCAGCCGCCUGCCGGCUAUGACAGUGUCCUGGCCUGUGGCCGAACAGAGCCGGACCCUGCGAAAGAUGAGGAGCUGCUACUGGAUGACAAGAAGGUGCUGGUGUCCCAGGGCAAGCCCAUCCCCAUGACCACCUACAAGGACUCCUCCUUCAGCCAAAGCGAGUACCUCAUCUACCAGGAAAGCCAGUGCCGGAUCCGCUACCUCGUCCAGCUUCAGUUCUGA